This is a messenger RNA of Manis pentadactyla (Chinese pangolin), 5779 nucleotides long. RefSeq names its product sterol-C5-desaturase (gene SC5D). Gene Ontology annotation, molecular function: oxidoreductase activity; iron ion binding. NCBI's taxonomy places the organism in Eukaryota, Metazoa, Chordata, Mammalia, Pholidota, Manidae. The record is from RefSeq and is a predicted model, not a curated record. The coding region runs from base 157 to 1053 and encodes 298 amino acids. The transcript is spliced from 5 exons.
AGCCCCCGAUUGGCUGGCGGCUUCGGCCGCUGAGAGCGAUGGCCUGGCUCCGCCCCCCAGGGCCGUUCCCGUUGGCCGCCGGGGCUGCCCGUUGGAUCUGGCAGUCCGGGACCGCGCAGCGGCCGAGUCGGCGGCGGACCAUCUCUAGGGACUAAGAUGGAUCUUGUACUCAAUGCUGCAGAUUAUUAUUUUUUUACACCAUACAUAUAUCCAGCUACAUGGCCAGAGGAUGAUACCUUCCGACAAACUAUUAGUCUCCUGAUCGUGACAAAUCUUGGUGCUUAUAUCCUGUAUUUCUUCUUUGCAACACUGAACUAUUAUUUUGUCUUUGAUCACUCUUUAACGAAACAUCCACAAUUUUUAAAGAAUCAAGUCUAUCGAGAGAUUACAUACACUAUCCAGUCACUGCCAUGGAUGAGUAUUCCUACUGUCUCAUUGUUCCUGCUAGAGUUGAAAGGUUACAGCAAAUUAUAUGAUGGCAUAGAGUUCCCAGGUGGCUGGUUCCUCCUCAUUAUCAGUGUGCUGUCCUUCCUCUUUUUCACUGACAUGCUGAUCUACUGGAUUCACAGAGGCCUUCAUCAUAAACUUGUUUAUAAGCGCAUACACAAACCUCAUCAUCUCUGGAAGAUCCCUACUCCAUUUGCAAGUCAUGCUUUUCACCCUGUGGAUGGCUUCCUUCAGAGCCUGCCUUACCACAUAUAUCCCUUUAUCUUUCCAUUACACAAGGGGGUUUACUUAGGUUUGUACGUCUUGGUCAACAUCUGGACAAUUUCCAUUCAUGACGGUGAUUUUCGUGUUCCUCAAAUCUUAAGGCCAUUUAUUAAUGGCUCAGCUCAUCACACAGACCACCACAUGUUCUUUGACUAUAACUAUGGGCAGUAUUUCACAUUGUGGGAUAGGAUUGGAGGCUCAUUCAAAAAUCCUUCCUCCUUUGAGGGGAAGGGACCACUUAGUUAUGUGAAGAAGAUGACAGAAGAAGAAUGCAACAGCCUUGCAGAAAACAGUUGUAAAAAUGAAAAGUUUCUCAAUGGAGAGUUUACAAAGAGUGAGUAGAUUAUUGACCAGUUAUUCAAUAUUAUUAAUAAGGAAAAAUAAUCUGUAUACAUUCAGCCAAGAGACAUAGCAAGUAAGUGGUGUCACUUGAAAAUCAGCAUUGUGGGUACCGCUGAGGAAUGAUCAUGAUGGCAGAUCAAGGGGUGCUGCUGCGCACCUCAACCCCAUGCCUAAAAUACUAGGUUUUAGUCUAAGGAACAAAUUGUGUCUUUCUAGCCAGCAGAUCUGUAAUUUGUAUCACCUCAACAAUAAUUUUUGCAAAGAUAGAGAAUAAAUUAUUGAGAGGACUACAAGAGGUUAUGUCCUUCUGCCUUAAUCCACCCAUAUUCAUUAAGAAAAAUUCACUGGGCUUAAUAAUACCAACACUAAAUCACUAACAAAGAGAUACUAAUAUAAAGAUGGCUCCUUGUUUCAGGAAUGCUGAACUCUUUAAGUGUCGGGAUGAUAUGACAAUUUGUGGUAACCUUGUUCAAGUGGAAACAUCAGUGUAAAAAUAAUUCUAAAGAACAUAUUAGAUAUACAAAUGACCUAAUCAAUAGCAGAUGUAAUCAUAUUACCUUCUACACAUAAGAAGCUUAUUCCUUGGGGACAUUGUCAAAUACUACAUUUUUCUGAUGAAUAAAUACAUUUGAAUUUUAAAAACUAUUGAUACUACCAUGAUUUAACCCAGAUCUAGUAUUAUUUAAAGAUUUUGAUGGUUAUUGUUUUAAGCUGUUAUUUAAUAAGUAUAGAGUUAUGUGAAUCUGAAUAUACUUAGGGAAAUUUGAUGCCCAAGUAAUAUAUUUGACACUACUGAUUUUUUAAUUAAAUUGAUGCACUGCACUUUCAAUAUGUUUAAAAGUUACAAUCUUAUAAUUUUCUAUAAAAGGAAAUAACUACCAAAUAUUUAAGCUUAUCACUGAGGAUUAGUUUUGAAACCUCAUUUUCCCAUCUCUCCUUUGACUUUUCCCCACUUCCUCUGCAAAGAGAUUUAACAGAUGCUCUCAUAAAGAAAUGUUGGGUGUUGUAACAGCUAUAUUGGAAAGAUAAGGUUUGCAAAGGCAUUCUAUAAGCUAUUUAUGUGAAAUCAAUAAAAGUUGAUUAUUGCUAUUAUUAAACUGUAUCAGUUAAAUAUUGUAACAGCACAGAGUAUUCUUUAUACUAAUUUUGUGUCAGUUUGAAACCAGAAAUAUGGAUUGUCGAAACUGUUUUAGAAUGUCCCCAAAUGACCGAUGUCGAGAGGAGAGAGAGAGAAAGGGGUAUCACGUUAUUCUGAUGUUUUGGGUGUUUAUUAGAGUUUUGGCAAGAGCCCAAUCAUAAAAUGCGAUGCUCGGGAUCCAGAUGCAAAUGUCUCUUCCUCCUUGAGUUGCUGCUGCAGGGCUGUCUCACUUCCACCUGCUAGUGGGCAGUUCGCGCUCUGUAACUCGUCCGUGCAGCAGCGUGCUUUUCGCUCAUUCCCCACCUCCUGUCCCCAGUACUCCACUUUGCCUGAGAAACAGAAGGAAAGUAAGGAGAAGUAAACUUUGUUUCUGACAAUAGUGGCAGCUAGUAUUGGGCUUUUACUCUUGAUCAGGCACCGUUAGAAGUCCUUGACAUGAGGAAACUGGGACCCAGUUCCACAACUUUUAUUCCAAGGUUAUUCUCUCUCACGUGAGGUCCAGUGUGCUUGGUUCUGGUCCAUGGGCAGCUGUUCACAGUCAUUCUGAGAUUCAAGCUCCUUCUGUCUUGGGGCUCUGCCUCCCUGCCAGUCUGCAGUCUUCUUUGCUGAAGGAACACAUAGGGGAAGAGGGAAAAGUGCACAUGGGAAGUUGUUACGGGUCAAGCCUAGAAGCUCUGCCUGUGUUCCUUUGCCAGAACUCAGUCAUGUGCCCACGUAACUGAAAGCGAUUGUGGGAAGUACGUCUAACUGUGUGUCUUGGACACGGUAACCAGUUUCUUUCUUGAACAGUUGGCCAGGUGGCUGUACCCAUGUAGUUAUUCCCCUCUUCUUGAGGGUCCCAAUAAAGGUAUUAAAGAGAUGAAUGAGCUCAAAAGUAUUUCCGCUUAUCCAUGCACUGGUUGUCUUAGUGUCCUUAACUCUGUAACUCCAGUUAUGAGAGUGGAAGUUUCCUGUAAAUUCUUAUCACUGUGUAGCUAAUAGAAAAGAAAGGACAUAAGUUAUGGAGAGAGGGAAGCUUCCUCAGAGGUGUUAGGAAGAAUCAAACUAGUCUCUGCCCUCCCAUCCUCUUUGUUAAAUUCUACUGGUGUUAAGCAGCAUUAUGUUAAGUAGUCCUAACAUGACUGUGAGUGCUACCACUGUAUCCUCCUGUUCUCCAUUAGAGGAAUUCAGAGAACAUUCAUGGGAAUGAGGACCCAUAUUCCUCCCCUCAGGAAUAUCAAGUGGAAGAUUACCUUGACUUUGAAACCUUUUAUAGUUAGAGGACAUAAAGAGAAAAACACUUUUUGGUAGAAAUUGGGUAACGGAUAGAGGUGAUACAAGAACCAUUUCAAAAACCCUAGAGACUUUUACUGAAUAUUUGUCUCCCUCUUUGCCUCUGUCCUGGUCUAUCUGUCUGAAUGCUGGCUUCCCACUUCUCAUCUCCCUGUAUCCUGUCUCUUUUUCCUACCAUCUUCCAGAAGUCAGGGAUGGAUCUGAGUGCAUUAUGACUUCCGUUUUUGAUAUGUUGAGUUUAUACAGCAAUGAUAUCUGGGAGGAAGGUGGAAAGUAGGGAGACAAAUCCAACAAUAAAAAUUUGAGAUUAACCCAGAUAGAAGAAAAGUUUGAGACCAUGAGAUCGAUUGCCAAGGGGAGCAUGGACAGCUAUCCAAAGAAACAGACCAACUUAAGGGCAAAGGAACUUCUCUCAUCUUUCUACCUUCUUCAAACUCAAAACACUUGACUGGAAGCCUUAUAUCAGCACCUCCUGCUUUCUGUCAUCUAUCAUUGUCAUGGGUCCCCAUUUAUUCUAGACCCCAAAUUCCUCCAAAGUAAAGACCAUGUGUGGGUCAUCAUUGUAUUAAAUCAUGUCUUCUUACAGAACAUGCUUGAGGUUCAAUAAAUACUUUGCUGAAGGAAUUAGUGAAAUGGUGGAAAUGUUAUUCUCUUCAGUGAACAUUUAAUAAUCCUCUAGGCGCCAAACACUGCACUAGGUACAAAUGUUUACUCUGCAGACUCUUAAACUCUGUCUUGAGCCAACAAUUCGCUUCUCACUUACUCAUUAGCUGACAUUUGCUGAGUGCCUCGGGAGAGUCAGAAAGGGAAGUAAAGAGGACUCAAAGAUAGACCCCACAACAAGGAGAGACUAUUUUUUGUUUUCACUCGGUCAUGCCUUCCCCUGGAAGCAAAACCCACCAGUACCCUGGAUUCUGACCACGGAGGAAGCAGCAACGCGAGCAUCGAUUAGAGGGUUGAAUGGAUCUGUGUGGCAUUAUUCCCUAACACUGUGCUCUGAAUACAAAAAAAAAUCCUCAAAACCAUGGAUUGACUACACUAAGAAAUGACAAACCUAGAAGGAUAUUCAGUAACUUCAGAUGGAAGGUAAUUCAUCUCAGGAAUUAGAGAGACUGAGAACUUGAAACUCUUUGGAAUCCUGGCUUUGCCACUUGCAGAUUACAUGACCUUGGUUUCUCCAUCUGUAAAUUGAUGAAAAUACUGCCUACUUAAUAAAAUUAAAUAGGCUAGAAACAUUCAGUUAAAUGCCAGAGAGGCUAUUAUUCAUGUAAAUCGUGUUUAAUGUUCCUUCUUUCUAAGUUCAAUGAUUGUUUUCAUUUCGCCUAAGAAAGGCCCUGCAUAGAAAUCAGUUGUAGGUAGAAAAAAGCCUGGAUACUCUCGCCUUCAAAUUGGAGGGUGAAAGGUGUGAGGUGGGCUAGAGACAAAGGGUACAAAGGAAAAUCAUGUAAGUAAAGCUCAAACUGCUACAUUGUUUACUGUAUAUUUUCUCCAUAAGAGUUGAAAGAUUCUUAAGUUAGUUGUAGCUAAAUAAUUGUAUUUUAAAAGGGCAUUAGUAUAAACAAUAAGGCCAGUCUACAAAAUUUUGAGGGGAAAGUAAAAAACAACUUUCCUGAAAGGUAAAAUAAAUAUAUUAAGAGAAGCAAGAAGUAUUUUGUAAACCAUAUUGUCAACAAGCCUUCCUGUUAAGGCAGGCUUUUGGCAUUGAAAGAAAAAUAUUAAAUACUUGUUUUACUCAAUAUUUGCUUUAUUAAAAUACAUUUGAAACAUAGUUUUUCUUAAAUCUUUAAGUUCAACUUGGAAUGUUGCAACUGAGUAAGAAAGUUGGCAUCUCUGUCUCCAUAUUGUAUCCGUCUCCUUUGCUGCUUAAUCUUUGGGUCAAAAAGCUUUUCAGCUCUGGAGCCCUGCACGUAGGCUGUUCAUCACCAACAGGGAAUUUUGUUCAUGACUUGAUUGAUGCAGCCAGCCCUUUACCUGAAACUCGCCUCCACUGAGUAGAUGAAGAAGUAUGGACAAAAAGAGGUAUGAUGGCUGGGUUGUCAAGGACCUAUGGGAACAUCAUGACCUGAAGCAUGUCAACAAAAUCACUGGCGUCAACCAGCUGAGGACAGGAAUUUCAUAGCCCCCCUCAGACUCUUGCUGACGUCCAGGUGUUUGAGGUCAAUCAUCACCUCCUGUUCUCAACCCCUUCUGCUCCCCCACUCCCUAACAUAAAAGAAGUUUGAAAUUAACCCUGAGUGAAGAUGGUGCUUUGGGACACUGGUCUGCCACCUUCUCAGUCUGCUGGCUUUCCAAAUAAAGUCGCUUCCCUUGUGCCAA